CCUCUCUCUCUCACUCGCUCAGUUACAGUCUGAGGAGCUGCUGGCUGGACUUCACGCGCUGCGCUGCGGGAUGCGGGGGCUUGGCGCGCGGAGCGGCGCGCGCUGGAUUUAGAGGAGCGCGCGAUACAGAAGAGAAAAAAUGCUGGCCAGGAUUGUUUUCCUUUGUUCCUUUUUCGUUGGUGCAAGGUUUCAGGAUGUUGAGGGCAUUAAGGCAUCGUACAAAGGAGCUUGUGAAGCCUUGUGCUCCUGUGAGGAGAAAGAUGGAGUUCUGUACGUGAACUGCGAGGAGAGGAACAUUAACAAGAUCUCAGAAGUCAAAGUACCGUCAGACAGACCUUUCCACCUGAAUCUCUACAAAAACAACUUAGUGGAGCUCCUUCCAGAGGACAUGGAACCUUUCAAGAAUGCUGUCACUUUGCAUCUUGGUGCCAACAGCAUACAAGAGCUGGAGCCCGGGGUGUUCAGUACACUGGGUUCCCUGAAGAAGUUGCACAUCAACAGUAAUUUCCUGGUCAUGUUGAAGGAGGACACUUUUCAUGGCUUGGUGAAUUUGGAGUACCUUCAGGCUGACACAAACUUCAUCCGAGUCGUGGAGCCUGGGGCCUUCAGCAAACUUGUCCGUCUCAAGGUCCUGAUCCUCAACGACAACUCCAUCGAGUUCCUCCCGAGCAACAUCUUCCGCUUUGUGCCUCUGACCCACUUGGACCUGCGUGGGAACAAGCUUCAGACCUUGCCCUAUGUGGGAUUUCUGGAGCACAUCGGCCGCAUCAUCGAGCUCCUGCUGGAGGACAACGAUUGGGUCUGCGACUGCCAGAUCCUGCACUUGAAGAUCUGGAUCGAGAACAUGCGAGCGCAGUCGUCCAUCGGGGAGGUGGUCUGUAGCAGUCCCCAUCAUCUCAGGGGAAGCACACUGGCCAAGGUGAAAAGGGAUGUUCUUUGUCCCUCUCAUGCUGACAUAAACCUUGAGGAACCUUCAAAGUCUCUGGAUAUGGUUGUGACCCCUUCUACAAAGGUGAUACAAAUACCAGAUGCCAGAGAUGACGCAAAGAUCCCGACACCUGCCCAUGUCCCGAAGACAUCCUGCGUCGCCCACUGCUCUUGUCACAAUCAUCCCAGUGCUGGAUUCCUAAUCCACUGUGAGGACCGAGGCAUUCAGAGGAUAUCUGAUCUGGGAAUUCUUCAACAAAGUCCUAGCAAGCUUGUGUUAAGUGGGAACAUGAUACAGAGACUUCUGAAAUAUGAUUUUGUCACGUAUGACAGUUUGGAAUUGCUGAACUUGGCAAACAACCAAAUAGACUACAUUGACAAUGAAACUUUCUUGAGUUUGAGCAACCUGAAAAAGCUUUACCUAAAUGGAAAUAGGAUCGAGAAAAUCUCUGCGACCAUGUUUCUGGGGCUCCACAAUCUGGAGUACUUGUAUUUAGAAUAUAACAUUAUAAAGGAGAUAGAGGCGGGAUCAUUCAACCCUUUGACAAACCUUAAGCUCCUGUUCUUGAACAACAACCUGCUCAAUGCUCUGCCAGCACAAAUAUUCAGAAAUGUGCCCUUGACUAAGCUGAACCUGAGGAAGAACCUGUUCAUGCAUCUGCCAGUCAGUAAUGUAUUGGAUCAGCUUGAUUUCCUGGAGCAGAUCUACCUUGAGGACAAUCCAUGGGACUGCACUUGUGACCUGGUCAGCCUCAAGCAGUGGGUGGAAAAGCUAAGGAAAGAUACGCUGGUGGGAACUAUCUUGUGCCACAGUCCAAAGAAGGUGGCCAAUGCUGAGAUCAGGAGCCUAAAACAUGACCUUCUCUGCCCUGGUCUGGUCACUCAUAACUCUUUGAGUAAUUCAGGUGAAUUUGGAGUUUUAACAACAGCAGCCCCUGACGGGGGCACUAGCGGCUUCUUCCGAUCCUUAACAGAGGCUGUUCCCCUCUCUGUUCUCAUCCUCUGCCUUCUCAUCCUCUUACUGACUGUCAUCUUCUGUUCUGCUGGGAUCGUGGUCUUCGUCCUUCACCGUCGCCGCCGGCAGUCAAAGAAAAAGCAGGCUGAGGAACAGCCUCGUGAAAGCAGUCCCAUCCACCUGCAUUACAGCAUGUAUGGACAGAAGACAACCCACCACGUGGCCGAGAGGCAUGCUACGGCCAUGUACGACGAACCUUCCAGAAGUCCCAUCGUACAGGUGUGCAGAAACCCCAGCUACUGCUCCCAGCACAAGGAGUAUGACACUGAGGAUUACGAGGCAGAGAAACCAAACCACAUUUGCCACAGCAUUGCAGACAAGGAGAACGGCUCCCCCUUAACAGGAUCCACAUUGAAGUACAGGGCUGUAAGCGAGUACCCCGCUGAGUUUGUGGCUUUGGGGGAUGCAAGCUCCUUGUACAAAAACAUCCUGGAGCGGGAACGUGAGCUCCAGCAGCUCAGCAUCACGGAAUACCUCAGGAAAAACAUCUCGCAGCUACAGCCGGCCGUGGACGUGCAAGUCCCCGGGCAUCACAAAGAGCUGAAACUGAUGGAGACAUUCGUGUACACCAGACCGAGGAAGGUCAUGGUGGAGCAGACUAAGAACGAGUACUUUGAGCUCAAAGCCAACCUACACACUGAACCGGACUACCUGGAGGUACUAGAGCAUCAGACAGCUUUCAACUAAGAUGCGUAUACUGUCACAUGUGGUUUGAAAGGUGAUAUUCAAAAAAGUGCCUUGACGAGUUUCUUUCAAACUGUCAUUUUGAAUUGUUAUCAAGCAGACAAGGGUGCCGAUUGUUUGGGUCCGACCUGAUUGGUCUAACUCGUGAAACAGAAGUAGUCUUGCUCCUAGAAGUGCACGUCAGUGAGCCCUAGUGUAAUUCAGCCGAGGGACAGGACAAAGGAUGGAGUUACACCACAUCAGGUCUGGCAGACAUUCGUCUUUUCCAUCCACUUUUGCCAAUGCUGUCGAUUCUUGACGGCUUGCCAUAAACAUCAUGUGCCAUGUAACGAAUGCAGCCGCAUGUUUCUACGUCGUAGUACAUUGGCCUGAAACAUGGGUCUAGCACUUUUCUUAAUACGCACCUCUGCUUUUAUCCAUAUGUGUGUGAAGUUCUAUUUAUUUUUGUAGCUAUAAUCUGUCCGUAACAUUAUUCCUCUGUCCGAUAAGAGAAGCACUUACAUCUCAUAACAAUCUAGUCCCAGCAUUUGCUGCAAGGUCAUAGUUUAAAGAGAAGAAUUGCACUACUCGACACGCCAUGCGAGAGAUGGCACCUGACAAUCAAAGUACUGUGAGGAAGUUCACGUGGAGAUACCUGAUGGGUGUGGCUACUGGUCUGUACAAGAUUGUAAGAUGUGGUGUUUUUAAAUUGCAUUGAAUUAUGAACUGAUAUUAUUGACUAUUUUCUCUCAGCAUGAUACUUAUGCAGGGUGUUUUAUCACAUCUUUCUUUGGUUGGAAAGCUCAGCCUUGAAACGUUUCACUGUAUGUAAGAGCACCAUAGCUUUAUUUUGUACCGAUGUAGAUCAGAUUUAUUUAUUCUGUACAUAUUUGUACAUAAUUUAACAUUUAUAUAUGUCUGUGUGCCUUUUAAUGUGGUAAUGAUGUAAAUAAAGUUUAUAUUGAGUGUGUUACAGUAUACUGGCCACCCCAAAACCAUAUAUUGUACAGUAAAA
Molecule: messenger RNA, 3620 nt
Organism: Colossoma macropomum (tambaqui)
Lineage: Eukaryota; Metazoa; Chordata; Actinopteri; Characiformes; Serrasalmidae
Gene: slitrk6
Product: SLIT and NTRK-like family, member 6
Biological process (GO): axonogenesis; regulation of presynapse assembly; positive regulation of synapse assembly
Cellular component (GO): membrane
Molecular function (GO): protein binding
Source: RefSeq, a predicted model, not a curated record